Molecule: messenger RNA, 1210 nt
Organism: Gekko japonicus
Lineage: Eukaryota; Metazoa; Chordata; Lepidosauria; Squamata; Gekkonidae
Gene: ABHD8
Product: abhydrolase domain containing 8
Exons: 4
Coding region: 71-1210 (379 amino acids)
Source: RefSeq, a predicted model, not a curated record
UCGCCUCCCCUCCUGGCAGUCACCCCGUCUCCCCGAGCCAAGGACGACAGUCGAUCAAUGAGGAAUAGCAAUGUUGACCAGCAUCACCGAGGGGCUGCUGUGUUGCCUGAUGGGCAAGACGCCCAACGCGGUCAGGCCUCUGGAAAGCAUCGAGUCCAGUGAUGGCUACAGCUUCGUGGAAGUGAAACCCGGGCGGGUCCUGCGGGUCAAGCACCUGGCUCCAGUUCGCCCAGCGGGGACCGAGGAAGUGCCCCUGCAAUCCGGAGCGGUGCACUGCAAGCGGCGGAUCACCCUCUACCGCAACGGACAGAUGGUCAUCGAGAACCUGGGCGAUGCCGUGCGCUCGGACAUCCUCCACUGCCAGAGCGGCUCUGAACCCAACAGCACGGUGGAAGUGGAAGUCUCAGACGCAAAUGGCACGGCCCCGCCCACGGCCAACCCCUCAGGCACCACCGUCAAACGCCGCCGGCGCAAGCCAAAGAAGACGGUCAACAUUGACUGCACCAAGUACAUUACCAGCUGCAAAGGGACCCACGGCGACGUGGUCCUCUUUUUCAUCCAUGGCGUGGGAGGCUCUUCGGACAUCUGGAAGGAGCAGCUGGACUUCUUCUCCAAGCUGGGCUACGAGGUCGUGGCCCCAGACCUUGCGGGCCAUGGGUGCAGCUCGGCUCCCCAGAUUGCUGCCGCCUACACAUUCUACGCCCUGGCCGAAGACUUGCGCGGCGUGUUCAAGCGCUACGCCAAGAAGAGAAACAUCCUCAUUGGACACUCGUAUGGGGUCUCCUUCUGCACCUUCCUGGCCCACGAGUACCCCGACCUGGUCCACAAGGUCAUCAUGAUCAACGGCGGGGGGCCGACAGCUCUGGAGCCCAGCCUCUGCUCCAUCUUCAACAUGCCCACCUGUGUCCUCCGCUGCCUCACGCCCUGUCUGGCCUGGAGCUUUCUCAAGGCCGGCUUUGCUCGCCAAGGGGCCAAGGAGAAGCAGCUGCUGAAGGAAGGGCACGCCUUCAACGUCUCGUCCUUCGUCCUGAGAGCCAUGAUGAGCGGCCAGUACUGGCCCGAGGGAGACGAGGUCUACCAUGCCGAGCUCACGGUGCCGGUCCUGCUGGUGCACGGGAUGCACGACAAGUUCGUUCCCAUCGAGGAGGACCAGCGGAUGGCUGAGGUACGGCUUGCAAACGGGGCCGUGUCGCCCACAGAGCACAGCUAA